AUGGAUCCUGGUUGUAAGUGGCGGAAUUUGCCCACUGGGCCCAGCCUGAAACACUUGACUGAACCGGGCUAUGGGCUCCCCAAAGAGCAGCAGCUACCCACUUUGCAAGAACUCACGCGGGCACACAUCGAGUCCUUCAAUUAUGCUAUGCGAGAGGGACUCAGCCACGCGGUGCAGGCCAUUCCACCCUUGGAAUUUGCCUUCAAAGAUGAACGGAUCACUCUUGCUAUUGUGGAUGCUGUCGUUAGUCCUCCAAUGGUCCCUAAGGGGAGCAUCUGCAAAGAGUUGAAAGUCUACCCAGCAGAAUGUCGAGGUCGGAGAAGUACAUAUCGGGGAAAACUGACAGCUGAUAUCAGCUGGUCUGUGAAUGGGAACCCAAAAGGAAUUAUUAAACAAUCCCUUGGCUAUAUUCCUAUUAUGGUGAAGUCUAAGCUGUGCAAUUUAUAUAAUCUUCCUCCAAAAUCUCUUAUUGAGCACCAUGAAGAGGCAGAGGAGAUGGGAGGCUAUUUUAUAAUAAAUGGUAUUGAAAAAAUUAUCAGGAUGCUGAUUAUGCCACGGAGAAAUUUUCCCAUUGCAAUGAUAAGACCAAAAUGGAAAACCAGAGGCCCUGGCUAUACCCAUUAUGGAAUAUCAAUGCAUUGUGUUAGGGAUGAGCACACUGCUAUCAACAUGAACCUUCACUACUUGGAAAAUGGCUCGGUGAUGGUGAAUUUUAUUUAUCAUAAAGAAUUAUUUUUUCUUCCUCUGGGAUUUGUACUCAAGGCAUUGGUUGCCUUUUCUGAUUACCAAAUUUUUCAGGAGCUGAUCAAGGGAAGAGAGGAGAACUCAUUUUUUAGGAACUGUAUUUCUCAGAUGUUAAGAAUUGUAAUGGAAGAAGGUUGUAUUACACAAAAGCAGGUCCUUAACUACUUGGGAGAACGUUUUAGGGUAAAGCUCAGCCUUCCUGAUUGGUACACAAACGAACAAGCUGCAGAAUUUCUAUUAAAUCAGUGUGUGUGUAUCCAUCUGAAAUCCAACGAAGAAAAGUUUUAUGUGCUUUGUCUCAUGACUCGGAAGUUGUUUACUUUUGCCAAAGAGGAAUGUAUGGAGGAAAAUCCUGAUAGCUUAAUGAAUCAGGAAGUUCUCACCCCAGGGAGACUCAUCCUUAUGUUUUUAAAGGAAAAGAUGGAAGCUUGGUUGGUGUCUGUUAAAAUAGCUUUGGACAAAAGGGCUCAAAAGACCAAUGUCUCUAUGAACACCGAAAAUCUGAUGAAGAUAUUUAGUAUGGGAUUAGAUCUUACAAGACCGUUUGAAUAUUUUCUUGCUACUGGAAACUUAAGAUCAAAAACAGGCCUCGGCAUGCUUCAAGAUUCUGGGCUGUGCGUGGUGGCCGACAAGCUGAAUUUCAUCCGUUACCUGUCCCAUUUCCGCUGCGUGCACCGAGGGGCCGCCUUCGCCAAGAUGAGGACCACCACAGUCCGCAAGCUGCUCCCAGAGUCUUGGGGCUUCCUCUGUCCUGUGCACACGCCAGACGGGGAGCCCUGCGGCCUGAUGAACCACAUGACGGCCGUCUGCGAGGUGGUCACACAGACCGCUUACUCGUCCUCCAUCGCCCCUUUGCUUUGCUCCUUAGGGGUUACCCCAUUUGAUGGAACACCAAGUCAGCCUUAUAGCGAAUGCUACCCUGUUAUGUUGAAUGGUAUCAUGGUUGGCUGGGUGGAAAAAGAUCUUGCUCCUGCCAUUACAGAUUCUCUCCGAAAUUUUAAGGUAUUGGGGGAAAAACAAAUCCCUCCUUGGACAGAAAUAGUCCUUAUCCCAAUGACUGGAAAACCAAGUUUGUACCCUGGACUGUUUCUUUUCACUACUCCUUGUAGAAUGAUACGACCUGUGCAAAAUUUGGAACUGGGUAAAGAAGAACUGAUUGGCACUCUGGAACAGCUCUUUAUGAACAUUGCUAUCUUUGAGAAUGAGAUUGUUCCUGGAGUAACCACACACCAGGAGCUCUUUCCUCACAGCCUGCUCAGUGUGGUAGCCAAUUUCAUUCCUUUCUCUGACCAUAAUCAGAGUCCCCGAAACAUGUAUCAGUGCCAGAUGGGUAAACAAACCAUGGGAUUUCCACUUCUUACUUACCAGGACCGAUCAGAUAAUAAACUAUAUCGUCUUCAAACUCCACAAAGCCCAUUAGUCAGACCUUACAUGUAUGAUUACUAUGAUAUGGAUAACUAUCCUAUUGGGACAAAUGCUAUUGUUGCUGUCAUUUCUUAUACAGGCUAUGAUAUGGAAGAUGCCAUGAUUGUGAAUAAAGCUUCCUGGGAAAGAGGCUUUGCUCAUGGAAGUGUCUACAAGACAGAGCUCAUAGAUCUUUCUGAAAAAAUCAAACAAGGAGAUGACAGUCUGGUGUUUGGAGUCAAACCUGGAGAUCUACAGGUUCUACAGAAAUUAGACAAUGAUGGCUUGCCACAUAUUGGUUCUCUUCUAAAAUAUGGAGACCCUUUUUACAGUUACCUAAAUGUCAACACGGGAGAAAGCUUUGUGACAUACUAUAAAAAUAAAGAAAAUUGUAUUGUGGAUAACAUCAAAGUAUGCAGUAACGACUCUGGAAAUGGGAAAUUCAAAAGCAUUUGUAUCACCAUGAGGAUCCCCCGGAACCCAACGAUCGGGGACAAAUUUGCCAGUCGCCACGGCCAGAAGGGGAUUCUGAGUCGGCUGUGGCCUGCCGAGGACAUGCCCUUUACGGAGAGUGGGAUGGUCCCGGACAUUCUGUUCAAUCCGCACGGUUUUCCAUCCCGGAUGACCAUUGGCAUGCUCAUCGAGAGCAUGGCGGGGAAGUCGGCAGCGCUGCACGGGCUCUGCCAUGACGCCACCCCCUUUACCUUUUCGGAGGAGAACUCCGCCCUGGGCUACUUUGGGGAGAUGUUGAAGGCGGCCGGCUACAACUUCUACGGCACGGAGAGGCUGUACAGCGGCAUCAGCGGGGUGGAACUGGAAGCGGACAUCUUCAUCGGGGUAGUCUACUACCAGCGCUUGCGCCACAUGGUCUCAGACAAGUUCCAGGUGAGGACGACGGGCGCCCGAGACAAAGUCACGAACCAGCCCAUCGGGGGCCGGAACGUGCAGGGCGGGAUCCGGUUUGGGGAGAUGGAACGGGACGCCCUGCUAGCGCACGGCACCUCCUUCCUGCUUCAUGACCGCCUCUUCAACUGCUCGGACCGCUCGGUUGCCCAUGUGUGCGUGAAGUGCGGCAGCCUGCUCUCUCCGCUGCUGGAGAAGCCCCCACCGUCCUGGUCUGCCAUGCGCAACAGGAAGUACAACUGCACCGUGUGCAACCAGAGUGACACCAUCGACACGGUGUCCGUGCCUUACGUGUUCCGCUACUUUGUAGCCGAAUUGGCAGCUAUGAACAUCAAAGUCAAACUUGACGUUGUUUAAGUAUUAUCUUCCUCCUGUCGUGCUCUUAAGGUUUUUAUUUCAGAUGGACUUUUUUCCACUUAAAAUUAUUUUUAAUAAAAAAUAAGUUUUGGAGGGAAAGAUAGGGGAGUUAAACUUGAA
This is a messenger RNA of Gracilinanus agilis (Agile Gracile Mouse Opossum), 3528 nucleotides long. It is a transcript of the gene POLR1B, whose product is annotated as RNA polymerase I subunit B. The transcript has 15 exons. Lineage: Eukaryota; Metazoa; Chordata; Mammalia; Didelphimorphia; Didelphidae. Gene Ontology annotation, biological process: DNA-templated transcription. Gene Ontology annotation, cellular component: RNA polymerase I complex; nucleus. The record is from RefSeq and is a predicted model, not a curated record. The coding region runs from base 1 to 3408 and encodes 1135 amino acids. Gene Ontology annotation, molecular function: ribonucleoside binding; DNA-directed RNA polymerase activity; DNA binding.